Amoebophrya sp. A25 is the source of this 326-nucleotide messenger RNA. Lineage: Eukaryota; Dinophyceae; Syndiniales; Amoebophryaceae. The record is from the annotation of a GenBank genome assembly.
CAACAGCAGUUGCGGGAUCGUGCACAGUCAGACUUCUACUUCGGGAAGAUUCUCGCGGGAGCUGGCGCGGCGGCGAAAUGGCCGUACUUCAACUACGGGACACACACAGUUUUGCUGUGCCAUGCAGGACCUCGGGGGACAGCGCUAUACUCACCGCCAGGCGGUGAAGACCUUAGCGAAUUUUUACAGGAGCAGAUCAGCUAUUUGCGUGGAGCAGGGCAUACGCACAACGGCACGGCGCACGACGUUUUUGAGGAGCUAGCGGAUUCUGGUUGCGAGGCAGGGCAGCAGACGGUCAGCAACGUGUGGGAUUAUGACUUUCCGCG